Messenger RNA from Thrips palmi, 1680 nucleotides. RefSeq names its product methyltransferase-like protein 17, mitochondrial. NCBI's taxonomy places the organism in Eukaryota, Metazoa, Arthropoda, Insecta, Thysanoptera, Thripidae. The transcript has 11 exons. Gene Ontology annotation, cellular component: mitochondrial small ribosomal subunit. The coding region runs from base 172 to 1608 and encodes 478 amino acids. The record is from RefSeq and is a predicted model, not a curated record. Gene Ontology annotation, biological process: translation. Gene Ontology annotation, molecular function: methyltransferase activity; structural constituent of ribosome.
CGAUGUUCUCAGCACGCUAUGUACAACAACCAUUUGUGUCCUGUCUCCUUUUAGUCAAGAACCAUAGCGGAAACCAAAUUUUUGAUUGUGUGGUGUUUUUCUACUCUUGCAACUUUAUUUUUGUUGAGGCAUUGAAAUCAAACUGAAGCAUUCACAUAAAAUUGGAAAUUGAUGAUAAAAAUGAAUACGUCUGCCAGAUUUCUUCAACUGAGAAGAUCAUUGAUUGAUUUUCGAAAUUAUUCUCAAGCAUUUCCUCAAGAUGCUCUUGACGAGAGGGGAUUUAAAGCAAAGAAAGUCUUGGAGCUGGACCCUAAAGUCAGCUCUGCCAUUACAAAUGGACUAUUUCAUCCCAGAAAUCAUCCAGGAGUGUGUAAGAAAAAAGUUGAUGAACUCCCUGAAAAAGUCGUGAAUGCCAUGGAAAUUUUGACCGAGAAGCAGAAGAAGUCUCAACUAUCCAAACAAGCAGAUGAGAUGCGUGCAAGACUCUGGGGUAGGCUCAUGCCCCCAGAAAAACGUGACUACAUAGAGAAGAUUCGAGCACAAAAAGAAAAAGUACAGGCAACUUUGCAGGAAAUGGACUUGGAUUUAAAUGAAGAGGCGGCUAGUAAGGUUCAGGAAAAAGUUACCAUUAGGCGCUUACAAGACGUGAUCCAUCCUUGGCAUCCCCUGGGUGUUUCAGAAGAAACCUGUCUUCAUUAUUUUGUUUCUCGAACUGCUGCUGAAUAUUGUGUUCUUCACAAAAUUUUCCAUCAGAUACAGCUGUCUAAUCCAGAGUUUACGCCUAGUACCUUGUUUGAUUUUGGAUCUGGUGUUGGCUCAGGAUAUUGGGCUGCAAAGGAAGUUUGGCAAAACUCUCUGAAGGAAAUUUAUAAUGUUGACACCAAUGUAAAUAUGAAUGAAUUGGCUAGUAAAAUACUGCAGAUGACAAACACAUCGUUUUCACCCAAGGAUGGUGUAUAUUUCAGGCAGUUUCUUCCGGUAUCUUCAGAUCGUACAUAUGACAUUACGUUGAGUUCAUUCACCCUCUUGGAGCUCCCCUCUUUUAAAGAUCGAAUGGAGGCAGUAUCAACUUUAUGGGCGAAGACUGAAAACUAUCUUGUUAUUGUGGAAGAUGGAACCAAUGCAGGCUAUCAAGCUGUUAUUGAAGCUAGAAACCUUAUAACUCACAUGGAAAGUAACAAGAGUUCCAAAGGAGUAGGCGCCCAUGUGGUUGCACCAUGUAUGCAUGAGCUAGUAUGUCCUCGCUUUGUUCAUGACCUCACUCCAUGUAAUUUUGAGGUUUCUUACCUACCUCCAAGGUUUCUUAACAAUAAACAGGAUCGGAUGAAACAUCUCUAUUCAUAUAUUGUACUUAAAAAGGGUCCGAGGCCCAAGGAUGAUUCGCAGUGGCCUCGAUGUGUGAGAGAGACAUUAAUACGGAACAAACAUAUUCACCUGAGGCUGUGCACUGCAGAAGGAACAUUGGAGAAUGUCCUUAUUCAGAAGGCAUAUAAUUGCAGCAAUGCCUAUAAAUGUGCCAAGCACACCAAAUGGGGUGAUUGUCUCCCUGGAAAGGUAAUAGAAUAUGAACAGGAAAUUGCACAGCAGAAGAAAAAGGGACAAACUUAGUGAAAUUAAGAACACCACUAUUGUUAUCCUCAGCCCAAAGGUUAAAUAAAUUAAAAAUAUAAUUUUAAGGUC